Molecule: messenger RNA, 723 nt
Organism: Pteronotus mesoamericanus
Lineage: Eukaryota; Metazoa; Chordata; Mammalia; Chiroptera; Mormoopidae
Product: C-C motif chemokine 2-like
Exons: 3
Coding region: 79-420 (113 amino acids)
Biological process (GO): immune response; eosinophil chemotaxis
Cellular component (GO): extracellular region
Molecular function (GO): chemokine activity
Source: RefSeq, a predicted model, not a curated record
GCAGAGAAGCUGAAACAAGCUCAGACACCAACAACUCGCACGCUGAGGUUUGCAUCCUCGCCCUCCAGUAUCAUCAGCAUGAAGGUCUCUGCAGUGCUUCUGUGCCUGCUGCUCACAGUAGCUGUCUUGAGCACUCAGGUGUCCGCUCAGCCAGAUGCAAUUUUUUCCCAUGUCACCUGCUGCUAUACAUUCAUCCCAAGGAGGAUCCCACUGCAGAAGCUGGUGGGCUACAGAAGAGUCACCAGCAGCAAGUGUCCCAAAGAAGCUGUGAUCUUCAAGACCAAGCUGGACAAGGACAUCUGUGCUGACUCCCAGGAGAAGUGGGUCCAGGCCUCUGUGGAGUACCUGGACAAGAAAAUCCCAACUGCCAAGCCUCCAACACACCUGCCCGUGACCAAAGGGUCUAUACCUAAUUUAUAACCUUCUAACUUUCCCUGAAUGCCCUCUGAUAUUAUUUUAUUAUAUUUUCAAAGAACAUGAACUUUGUUUAUGGGUAUGAAACAUGAUGUCUUAAUUAUGGUAAUCUUAUUUAAGUUAUUGAAGUUUUAAGUCUAUCUUCCACAAAUACGAGCGUGUUUUCGAUGUGGAGACUUGGGCAAAUUGCUUUCUUCUGUGAACCUCAGUUCCACCCCUCAAAUGGAAUGAGGGUCCGCGCACAAAUCAUUAAUGCAGACACAUGUUGUUUUAAAUUGUAAAGUAUUGCUAACAAUGUUACUGUGGAGA